GCGAGAGAGAGGGGGGGGCGGAUAGAUAGAGAGAGAGAUAACUGCGUGUGUUGAGUCAAUCAUCUUCCUCCUCCUCCUCCUCGCUGCGUUUCUUCAGAUUUGUCCCUCCGGAGGAAGAGGCGGUCUGAGCGCCUCAGCAGAUCCGGAAUCAGACCGCGCUCGCUCGGCUCCACUCGGUCGGUCGGUUGGUCGGUCGGUUGGUAGGUCGGUGAUCUCCGGUGGAGGCGGUUCGGUUCCAGCCGCAGGACGCGAAGAGACGGAGGUUGUUUUUAAUACAACAAGAAGAAGAAGAAGAAGAAAGAGAGUUUGGACUGAAAGUAUCCGGCGAGGGAGGGGACGACGAACCGGAGCAGAAAGAGGAAUAAAAAGAGGAAGAAGAAGAAGAGAGAAGUAGAUCAGAGUCGGGGGAGCAGCAGGAGGGAAAGAUGCCUCUGGCUCAGUUGGCAGACCCCUGGCAGAAGAUGCCGCUGGGCGGGACGGCAGCAGAGGACCCUCAUCACGACCACGAGGACUCGGUGGGCGACGACGACUCCUUGACCUCCUGCGCCGAUGACGUGCCCAUUAAGGAGAUCAACAUCACUCACCUCGUGAAGGAGGGGUCAGAGAAGGCCGACCCCCGGCAGUUCGAGCUGCGCAAAGUCCUCGGACAAGGCUCCUUCGGCAAGGUGUUUCUGGUGAGGAAGGUCACGGGGCCAGACGCCGGGCAGCUGUACGCCAUGAAGGUCCUGAAGAAGGCCACACUGAAAGUGCGUGACCGGGCCAGGACAAAGAUGGAGCGAGACAUCCUGGUGGAGGUCAACCAUCCCUUCAUCGUCAAACUGCACUACGCGUUCCAGACGGAGGGAAAGCUCUACUUGAUCCUGGACUUUCUCCGAGGAGGAGAUCUCUUCACUCGUCUCUCGAAGGAGGUAAUGUUCACAGAGGAGGAUGUGAAGUUCUACCUGGCCGAACUCGCUCUAGCUCUCGAUCACCUUCACAGCCUCGGCAUCAUUUACAGAGACCUCAAGCCUGAGAACAUCCUCCUCGAUGAGGCCGGACACAUCAAGCUGACCGACUUUGGCCUCAGCAAGGAGUCGAUCGACCACGAGAACAAAGCCUACUCCUUCUGUGGGACGGUGGAGUACAUGGCCCCGGAGGUGGUGAACCGGCGGGGGCACACGCACAGCGCCGACUGGUGGUCGUACGGCGUGCUCAUGUUCGAGAUGCUGACGGGAACGCUGCCGUUCCAGGGCAAAGACCGGAAAGAGACGAUGACCAUGAUCCUCAAGGCCAAGUUGGGGAUGCCACAGUUCUUGAGUUCAGAAGCUCAGAGUCUCCUCAGGAACCUUUUCAAACGCAACCCGGCCAACAGAUUAGGAGCUGGACCCGACGGAGUGGAGGAGAUCAAGAGGCAUCAGUUCUUCAGCACCAUCGACUGGAACAAACUGUUCCGCAGAGAGAUCCCCCCUCCUUUCAAACCGGCUGCGGGACGUCCCGACGACACUUUCUAUUUUGAUCCAGAGUUCACAGCUAAAACUCCCAGAGACUCCCCGGGGGUUCCUCCCAGCGCCAACGCUCAUCAGCUGUUCAGAGGAUUCAGUUUCGUGGCCAUAACAGAGGAGGAGAUACAACCGCUGCCCAACACCAUAGUCCAGCAACUGCACCGGAGCACGUCCCAGUUCUCGGACGCCUACGAGAUCAAGGAGGACAUCGGCGUCGGCUCCUACUCCAUCUGCAAACGCUGCGUUCACAAGGGAACCAGCAUGGAGUACGCGGCCAAGAUCAUCAACAAGGCCAAGAGAGACCCGACGGAGGAGGUGGAGAUCCUGCUGCGAUACGGACAGCACCCCAACAUCAUCACGCUGAAGGACGUGUACGACGACGGCCGCUCCGUGUUCCUGGUGACGGAGCUGAUGAAGGGCGGCGAGCUGCUGGACAAGAUCCUCCGACAGAAGUUCUUCUCCGAGAGAGAAGCCAGCGCCGUCCUCUACACCAUCACCAAGACGCUGGAGUACCUGCACGUCCAGGGGGUGGUGCACAGAGACCUGAAGCCGAGCAACAUCCUGUACGUGGACGAGAGCGGGAACGCCGAGUCCAUCAGGAUCUGCGACUUCGGCUUCGCCAAACAGCUGCGAGCGGAGAACGGGCUGCUCAUGACGCCGUGCUACACCGCCAACUUCGUGGCACCAGAGGUGCUGAAGAAGCAGGGCUACGACGCAGCCUGCGACAUCUGGAGUCUGGGAGUUCUGCUCUACACCAUGUUGACAGGCUUCACUCCGUUUGCGAACGGCCCCGAGGACACGCCGGAGGAGAUCUUAGCUCGCAUCGGCAGCGGCAAGUUCUCGCUCACUGGAGGAUACUGGACGUCCGUGUCCGCUGAGGCCAAGGAUCUGGUGUCCAAGAUGCUGCACGUGGACCCUCACCGGCGGCUGACGGCCGGUCAGGUGCUCAGACACCCGUGGGUGACGCACAGAGACCAGCUGCCCAAGUACACACUCAACAGGCAGGACGCGCCGCACCUCGUCAAGGGGGCGAUGGCGGCCACCUACUCCGCCCUCAACAGGAACGUCCCCCCGGUGCUGGAGCCAGUGGGCUGCUCCACUCUGGCCCAGCGGCGGGGGAUGAAGAAGCUCACCUCCACCGCUCUGUGACCUUUGACCUCCAACCUCCUCCUCCCCAUCAACUCUGACCUCGAUCUGACCUCCGCCGGGGGCCGGACCACCCCUCCCUCCCUCCCCCCUCCCUCUUCUCCUGUCCUCUCCGGCGGGACAGACUACUGAUGGACCUGGGAACCGCUGACGCCAAAUAGGCCCCUCCCCUUCCUCCUGUUCCUGCACCUUAACGGACGCUCCUGAUUGGCUCUCGUCUGCUGUCUCACUGUAGAGUCUCACCGACGGACGGACGGGCGGACGCCGCGGCGACAAACCUGUCGACUCGCGUUUUUUUGUUUUGUUGCUUUGGACAAUCAGAGGAAAAAUGAAAGUACUGUAUUUAUUAACUUCUUCAUGUGAACAAUAGGAACACGGUUAAAACUUAACGUAUGCAUUUUAUUAGCGGCGUUUAAACCUCAAGUAGCCUGCGACACGACGGCGUCCGACAAGGAAAAUAGAAGAUUCAUUUAAGUUCAGUUCAUUUGAGCAGCGUCCAGUGUGAACAACCUCUGAUCGGUUUGUCUGUGAGGAACUUGAACUCCAGCUAUAAUUAAUAUAAAUAAGUCUAAUAUUUCUCUGAUUGUCAACAAGUCCCAUGAAAAACAUCUUCUCACGUCAGUUUUCAUAUCAAACUAACCGGAGGAGUGACACUUGAUAUUGAGACUCAGAUUCCUUCAACUCCGAAUGUUCAAAUUCAGAUCAAUUAUAAAAAGCUACGCAACGUUCAGUUUUUUCUUUUUACUUUAUGCAAAGUUAUGGCAGCAGAUGAAUAUUUUCUGUGAAGGUUUUGUCCAGUUCUCUCUCGGAUCGUUACAAUCUGACUCUUUCAUCUGCCACGGACAUUUUUCUCUCCUCCAGUGUCUGAAAUGAAUCCGCGCAAAAAACAGUGAGAAUAUCAAAAACUGAUGAAUCAAUAAAUCCGUGAGACACGUCGGCGGAUUCACACCUGGAGGCUUUUAACUCUCGUAUGUUUGCACAAGAGGAAGAUGAUGUGACGCUUCCUCUUUAGUUUAGUUUCACGAAACCAACGGUGGGAUUCUGUCGUGAGCUCGUCGUGGAAACGAAAAAUAAACGUUUUCCUGCUUCCAUAAGAGAGAAAACACUUGAACCCGGAACGAACCGCUCGUCCUGACGGGGGAACCGACCGGAGUGUAAAUACAACUCAGGUUUCUAUGAAUCAAGACAAUGCUUUAUUAUUAUUAUUAUUUUAAUUUUUUAAGAUGUCCAGCAGGAGGGAAGGAGAUGUACAGACACAAAGCACACGAACAAGGCUGUCGGGAGUCGACCAGGACACAGAGACGUUAAAGUCCAAAACCCCACAGACGCAUCUUCUUCCUCGUGGACGUUGAUUUAAAUCACCGCUCGUCUUUCUUUAAUCUGCCGUCUCCGACAGGAAGUGGAGGCAGGAAACUCAAACUCGUGUUGUUGUUUUUUUAAACACGUCCUGGAAAAAGUGCAGAAUUUAGCAAAAAGGUUUUUUUUUAUAAAUGAAUCUUGCUGACGAACCUCCGACCACCGGAGGAAUCUGAAUUAUGGCUCCAAUAAUAAUAAUUCUCUUAAUUUAAAAGAAACAAACAGUUUCAACAGAAACCACCGACACGAGAUUUGGUUUAAAAAGUAAAGUUCAGCUGGACCCUGCGUGUUUGUGUGAACUGCUCCUUUAACCACGACCCAAACAACACGCGUGUGAAACUUUCUGCUGCAAAAUGUAAAAUCCUCCGGGGGGAUUUUUCAGGCGUCGACGAUCAGACUGACGUCGCUCAGCGAGCACUUACAGAAGAACAGAGAUGAAUUCUCUCCUGCUCGACGUCGAGGGAUUAACGUUUUCUUUUCUUUUUCUAUAUCAUAUUAAAUAUAUAUAUAUAUAUAUAUAUACAGUAUAUAUAUAUGUUUGCCUCGUGUAUCCAUGUACAGCUCUGGGAUAAAGGAAUGUAAAAGGAAUGAUUUUUUCUUCUUCUUUCUUUCUGUAAUUAUAAACAAGGGGAACAGUUUUCUCUCUUCUUCCUCCUCCUCCUCUUCCUCCUCCUGUGAUCUGCUGCUGCGCCGACUCUGUUUUUUUGUAUCUGCAGCAGCGAGAGUUUGGACUUUGUAUGAAAAACAAUAAAAAAGGAUAAUUAGCAAAAAAAAA
Scophthalmus maximus (turbot) is the source of this 4758-nucleotide messenger RNA. It is a transcript of the gene rps6ka3b, whose product is annotated as ribosomal protein S6 kinase, polypeptide 3b. The record is from RefSeq and is a predicted model, not a curated record. Gene Ontology annotation, biological process: protein phosphorylation; intracellular signal transduction. Gene Ontology annotation, molecular function: magnesium ion binding; ATP binding; ribosomal protein S6 kinase activity. Lineage: Eukaryota; Metazoa; Chordata; Actinopteri; Pleuronectiformes; Scophthalmidae. The transcript has 22 exons. The coding region runs from base 426 to 2630 and encodes 734 amino acids.